Molecule: messenger RNA, 2983 nt
Organism: Cotesia glomerata
Lineage: Eukaryota; Metazoa; Arthropoda; Insecta; Hymenoptera; Braconidae
Gene: Nhe1
Product: sodium/hydrogen exchanger 8
Exons: 3
Coding region: 109-2349 (746 amino acids)
Biological process (GO): proton transmembrane transport; regulation of pH; sodium ion transport
Cellular component (GO): Golgi apparatus; membrane
Molecular function (GO): sodium:proton antiporter activity
Source: RefSeq, a predicted model, not a curated record
AUGAUGACAGAUGACAUAAAAUUACGUGUGUUGUGAAAUUGUGAUUAAAAAACAGUGAUUGCAAAAUAAAUAGAAUUGAAACUAACAUUAAAUCCAAAAAAUGUUUAUAUGGCUGACGUAAAAAUGUCAAACUCACGUAAUUCAACUACUUACAAAUGGAUUAUACCACUAAUACUACUAUUAAUAACUUCAGCAGCUGGAGAUGACAUAAAACCAGCAGAACAAAAUGCGACAUCCACAGCAGCACCACUCUCGACAUCAGCAACGGACCUGGAACCACUGAAAAAAAUUCUCAGCAGCAAUCUUACGACAGCUGUCAACAUAAAUCCAGCUCCCAGUGGAAAUGUAACAAUCUCUCACGAUGUCCAGGUACAGACAACUCUCAGUACUACAAAAGCGACAACUACCACCCGAUCCGAGCAAUCUGCUAAAUCCGAGCAAACUUCGUCAAUAAACGUCACGACUGUCUCACCAAGUGCAGUAAUCAACAACACUAAUGAAACAACGACGCCCAAGAUAGACAUAGUACCUGUUAAUAUAACAAACAUAACAUCGACAACUCCAGCGAUCAUAGAACCAGUGCUCCCGGCGAAAGAAUCUGCUGAAGAUGAACACAACAGUUCAAUGUCUAUAUUUUUCGUCUUGUGUGUCCUAGCACUGGGCAUUCUUCUCAUUCACUUAAUGUUGCAGACCAACUUCCAAUACCUGCCCGAGUCAGUGGUGAUAGUCUUCCUGGGAGCAGCCAUUGGGAUGUUCAUAAACUUCAUGUCCCACAAGGACAUUGCUAAUUGGAAAAAAGAAGAAGCCUUCUCACCAACAGCAUUUUUUCUCGUUCUACUACCGCCGAUUAUUUUCGAGUCUGGCUACAAUUUGCACAAAGGUAACUUUUUCCAAAACAUCGGCAGCAUUUUGGUGUUUGCAAUAUUCGGUACAGCAAUCAGUGCGUUUGUGAUCGGUGCUGGGAUUUACUUGCUCGGAUUAGCACAAGUUGCGUACAAGUUAAGCUUCGUCGAGAGUUUCGCUUUUGGAUCCUUGAUAUCCGCGGUGGAUCCUGUGGCAACUGUUGCCAUUUUUCAUGCGCUAGACGUGGAUCCAGUUUUGAACAUGUUGGUGUUUGGAGAAUCUAUUUUAAAUGACGCCAUCGCUAUUGUCCUGACAACCUCAGUUCUGGAAUCAAACAACGGAUCUACUACAGGAGAUGCCAUUAUUCUAGGACUAAACAGGUUCUGCUUGAUGUUCUUCGCGUCUGCUGGGAUCGGCGUGGUAUUUGCGCUGAUAAGCGCGCUGCUAUUGAAACACGUCGAUCUACGUAAGAAUCCAUCACUGGAGUUUGGGAUUAUGCUGGUGUUCACCUACGCACCGUAUGUUUUGGCAGAAGGGAUACAGCUGUCUGGUAUAAUGGCAAUCUUAUUCAACGGCAUCGUCAUGUCGCACUACACUCAUUUCAACCUGUCGACAGUCACGCAGAUUACAAUGCAGCAGACUAUGAGGACACUGGCGUUUAUUGCAGAAACUUGCGUUUUUGCUUAUCUGGGAUUGGCGUUAUUCAGCUUUCGACACAGAGUCGAGCCGGCCUUAGUCACCUGGUCGCUUAUUUUGUGUUUGAUUGGACGCGCGGCAAAUAUAUUUCCUCUGGCAUUGCUGGUUAAUCGGUUUCGAGAGCACCAAAUCACCAAGAAGAUGAUGUUCAUUAUGUGGUUCAGCGGACUACGUGGAGCUAUUUCUUACGCACUGUCUCUCCAUCUUAAUUUCAGCGACGAAACACGACAUGUUAUCAUCACAACGACUCUUAUUAUUGUUUUGUUUACCACGCUAUUUUUUGGAGGGUCCACUAUGCCGCUUUUAAAGUUCCUCAGAGCUGAGAAGAAAUCAAAUACAGGAAUUAUUGGUGGCGGUGGAAGAAGAAAGAAGCGCGAUAAAGAAAUUUCAUUGAGUAAAACUAGAGAAUGGGGACAAACAAUUGACUCGGAGCAUUUAUCAGAGCUGACGGAAGAAGAAAUGGAUGUAUCUUUUAGACAAUCUAGAAUCGGUGGGUUCGCUCGCUGGGACUUGAAAUUCUUCAUUCCCUUUUUCACUCGUCGAUUCACGCAGCAGGAACUAAAGGACUGUAAAUCGCAAAUGACGGACCUAACGAACCAGUGGUAUCAAGCGAUAAGGAUAAGCCCUGUCGAAUCGGACGAGGACGACGAGACAACAGCUUCCACGGCACAGUUACACAAUUCGGGCUCGAUUAAUAAAUCCGAGGGGAAUGCACACGCAAAUACCAGGAGCGAGAGCCAUUGUGUCACAGCCGGAGGAAAAAAAGGACGUCCAAAUCGCCACGGAUGUUACGAGGAUUUAUCAGAAUAAUUGACAAGAUGAUAAAUAAACGAAAAAUGAAUCCGAAAGUUUAGUUUUUUAAAAUUCUAUAAAAUAUUUUUGCUAAUUAUUAUUGUAAAUAUAAAUGAAUUUAAUUUAAAGUUUUAAAUUGUACGGCAGGCCGUCUUCACAUUAAUAUUUAUCUUUCUGCACGCACGUCUAUAAUUGUGAUCAAUUUUAGUUAUAUUAUUUAUAAAUAAUCUUUAGUAUUAAAAGUUCAUCACGCUUGAAAUGUAAAUUUUAUUUAUAUGCACAAUUAAGUUAUUUUUUAAAAUGUGUACAUAGAGUUGACUGAACGGCCUCAGGUUUUAAUUAUAAACAAUUUUUAUUUAUAUUUUAUUAGAUGUUAUCUUUAUUGACGAACAAAAAAAAUAUUAAAUAAAUAAUUUUAAUUAUUCACAUUUAAAAUAAUCUAAACAAAUUGUAUAUCGACAAUAAAGAAAUUUAUAUUAAAUAAAGUGUACUUACUUAACUUAAAAGCUAACGAGUCAUUACUCAAGAUUAAUUAUAACAACAUACUAAUAAUCUUUUGUUUUAAUGAUAAUUUAUUUCGUUAAUAAUUUAAUCUUCGGGAUUGCUGGUUUCACGGAAGAAUUCUACGUAAUAAAGGAUCUAUUUAUUGUAA